Messenger RNA from Oppiella nova, 1069 nucleotides. NCBI's taxonomy places the organism in Eukaryota, Metazoa, Arthropoda, Arachnida, Sarcoptiformes, Oppiidae. The record is from the annotation of a GenBank genome assembly.
GCAUUUACUGUCCAUUGAAUGGUCGCAACGAUUCACUCAUUGAGUCAUUCAUAGAGUGAUUGCUUGUAAGCACUGAUUGUCUGAUUGUGUGACGCAUUCACUCAUUGGCACUGAAAUGAUGGCAACACUCGUGAAGACAGACAUCAACACAGAGACGAAGGUGGAGCUGUUCCCGGCUGUGGUGACAUCGGAGCAGAUGUCCCUGAACUACAUGAAGCGCUUGACAGCGGUGGCCAUCAGUAAUAUCCUGUAUCUGCGGAAUGUGUUCACCGAAGAGUGCUAUGGACACCGAAAACUGGACUCAAUUAAGCUGAGGAUUCUGACCGAAAAGUGUCAGACAGUGGGCGCCAAACAGAUCGUCAAUUGGGUGAAGGGUUGUUUCGACGCCAUGGAGAAGAAGUACUUAAAACAACUGACUUUAGGUAUAUUCACGGAUCCCAUGAAUCCCGAAGAACUCAUCGAAGCCUAUACUCUGCGCUUCACUUACGACGCGAAUCGCGUCAAUUGUGACCUCUCUUUGUAUGAACGCAUGUCUUCGGUGACACCGUCGUCCAACGCGAGUGCGAGUGAGCGCCAGGCGUGGGAACAGAUGGUGAACAACGGGUUGCGACAGUCGACGACCCAAUUGUUGCGAUCGAUCAUAAUUAUGGUGCAAAGCCUCGACAGACUGCCCGCCGACUGCUUCCUAACGAUGAAACUCUUGUAUUACGACGACAUCACUCCCGAGGACUACGAGCCGCCGGGCUUUGAGGCGGCCGACAAUGACUCGUUCACUUUCAGAGGCAAACCCAUUAGCAUCAGCGCCGGUCAAGUCGUCACACCCUUUCACUCACUCAAAGUGAAGAUCCGCACGAAUCAGGAACAGUUCCAAGACUUCGCGUCGUCACCCGAUUCAGAGACUCAUGAGUCGCGGUAUAAGAGCCAAGAGUUGGCCGAUGAGUGCCACGACUGCACGCCUCUGGCCAUCGAUGAGGACAUCGCCGAUGAGAACCAAUGCGUGCCUCACAAUAGAGACAAAUGCGGCAACAGAUCCACGACUGAUGCGUCCAAACUGUCCGACAAAUCGGUG